UUUAGAGAGAGAUAAGAAAAGGGGGGAGUUUUUAGUAGACAAAAGGGAGAGGCUGAGAUUACCAAAUUGAAUGCUUUACCAAACUCACAUAACCAUCUCUUCUUGACCCAUUUUUUUUUUUUUUUUUCUUAUUCUUUUAAGAUCUUUUCUUCUUCUUCUUCUUCUUCUCGCCACCGCUCCUUCCUCCUCGUCUCUCUCGUUCGUUCUUAUUCUGUUCUCAAGGUACUUUUCCCUAAUUCCUCUCCUCCUGUGUUUGUCUUUUGUUUUAGGGUUUUCUUUCGUUCAAGGGUCUCUCUCUCUCUCUCUCUUACUCUCUCUCUCUCUCGUAUGUCUCUUGAAUUUGGUUUUUCAUUUCAGUCACGUGACUUACUCUGUUUUGUGUGGGUCGUUUUCCGGUCUGCUUCUUUUUUUUUUUUUUUUUGGGGUUCGCAAUUUUCAUUUUUAUUUUCUCUCGUUCUUUCUCUUGGAAUUGGGGAAAAAAGGAACGUUUUUUUUACGUUUCGUUUGAAAAAAAGAAUGUGAAUUUAUAUUUGAUAUCAAAGAUUGAAUUCUAUUUUCCUUUUGUUGUUGUUGUUGUUGUUGUUGUUGUUUAGGGUUUUCUCGAUAGGAAAAAUGGAACAAGCAGCGUUGAAGAGCAGCAUCAGGAAAGAGAUGGCUUUCAAAACCACUCCUCCGGUUUUCGAAGACUUUCUUGCCGUCACCACCACCACCACCGCUCAGAAUGCCGACGAUUUCUCCGUUGACGACUUGCUUGACUUGUCUAACGACGACGUUUUCGCCGACGACGACACUGUCCUCCUCAACCCUCAAGAACAUCAAGACAUGGCCCGUGACGAACUCAACGACGUCGCCGGUGACGCUCUCCCUCGUCGGAGCAACGACUUCUCCGGCUGUGACGACUUCGGAAGCGAACUCUCUGUUCCGGCGGAUGAUUUAGCCAACCUUGAGUGGCUAUCUCAUUUCGUGGAGGACUCCUUCACGGAAUACUCGGGUCCAAACCUCACUGGAACCCCGAUUGAGAAACCGGCGUGGUUGACUGGUGACCGUAAACACCCUGUCACUCCUGCCACGGAAGAGUCCUGUUUCAAAUCCCCUGUUCCGGCUAAAGCCCGUAGCAAACGUCACCGCAACGGAGUCAAGUCCUGGUCACUUGGUUCAUCGUCCUCUUCCGGUCCUUCCUCGUCCGGUUCGACCUCCUCCUCCUCCUCUUCCGGUCCUUCCAGCCCGUGGUUCUCCGGCUCUGAGCUGCUCGAUCCUAUGGUCACGUUGGAGAGGCCACCCUUUCCCAAGAAGCAUAAGAAAAGGUCUGCCGAGUCAGCUUUCUGCGGUCAGCUGCUGCAGCCUCAGCGGAGGUGCAGCCACUGCGGCGUUCAGAAAACUCCCCAGUGGAGAGCCGGCCCAAUGGGAGCUAAGACCUUGUGCAAUGCGUGCGGUGUCCGGUAUAAGUCGGGUCGUUUACUACCCGAAUACAGACCCGCUUGUAGCCCGACAUUCUCGAGUGAGCUCCACUCCAACCACCACCGGAAAGUCAUGGAGAUGAGGCGGAAGAAGGAGCCAGCCAGUGACAACGAAACCGGUUUAAACCAGCUGGUUCAGUCCCCACAAGCUGUACCAAGUUUUUGAAGAAAUAGGGCCUUAAUUAGAGCAGAGAUUUAGGAUCCGAACCGGUUCAGUUGUUAGCCCCAAGUUAGUUUCUCAUUGACUUGUUCUCUUGUAUAUUACUUUCAUUAUUUUUAGCAUUUACUUUUCCUUUCUUUUUUCAUGCUAGGAGUCUCGGUAAGUUCUUUAGUAACUGAUUAGGUCAAAAACUCAGUUGUAUUGUACUCUUUUUCGCUUCAACUUUUUUCAGUUUAAAUUUUCUCAUUUCAAUGUU
Camelina sativa (false flax) is the source of this 1873-nucleotide messenger RNA. The record is from RefSeq and is a predicted model, not a curated record. NCBI's taxonomy places the organism in Eukaryota, Viridiplantae, Streptophyta, Magnoliopsida, Brassicales, Brassicaceae.